Messenger RNA from Puccinia graminis f. sp. tritici CRL 75-36-700-3, 1145 nucleotides. RefSeq lists its product as uncharacterized. The transcript has 3 exons. The record is from RefSeq and is a predicted model, not a curated record. The coding region runs from base 146 to 838 and encodes 230 amino acids. Gene Ontology annotation, cellular component: mitochondrion. Lineage: Eukaryota; Fungi; Basidiomycota; Pucciniomycetes; Pucciniales; Pucciniaceae.
GGGAUGAAGGAUUGGGGUGGUGGUGCCACUGCCAACGUGUCUCUUGUUGCCAUCCCACAUAUUUUCCCAACAAGACCGACACAACAAACAACCAAUAGUUUCAAGAUUUUCGACGGAACGUUCAUCGAAUCCAUCGCUCCUCAACAUGGUUCCUGCCGCGCUAUUCCAAAAGGACAGUUUGAACCAGAAAAGCUAUGAAUACCAACACAUCCAUCGAGAUCCGUCGGAUUCAUCACGCUUGCGAGCGAGCAAGUCUUCUAACCCUACAAGUUUCUUGUCGUCUUCAUCGUCGUCACCCGUAUCAGCAAAUGCUUCAACCGAUCAGCAUGCAAAAACGCUACCCUCGGAUUACUCACUCGGAAAUUUAUUCAGCAAAUCUACUACUGCUCAGGAUGAUCUUCAUCAGAAAGGCGAAAAAUCGCCGAGCUUCAGAACCGAAGAGCCCACCGCGCGCGUCGGAUUAUUCGGGAAAAUUAGGCAGCUCACCAAGCUUUACGGAAGUGCUGCAUUGAUUGUAUACGGGUUGAUUGGAGGCGUCGACUUUGGAUUCUCGUUUUUGAUGAUCUAUCUCAUCGGUGCAGAACACGUCAGGAAAGCUGAAGACUGGGUACGCGAGCAAGUCCAUUGGAAACGAGCCCACGAUUCACUCUCAACAACAUCCGUCCCUGGAGGCUCGGAAAUUGACAGUGAUAUGCUAUGGACCUCCGCUGUGGUGGCUUACACUAUUCACAAAACUAUCCUCUUACCCGUUCGCAUUCUGCUUACCGCUUGGAUAACCCCGCCGAUUGUCAGACAUCUACGCAAACGAGGAUGGAAAAUCGGCAGGAAUUUGGAAUAGUGAUAUUCUUUUGGCUUGCCUUUUCCAUUCUUCUCACAGCAGAUGCAGUCCUCCGAUAUGUAUUAUUCUACAUUCUUUUUUUUUUUUCGUGUGUGUUGUCAUAUUGUGGUGAUUUUUGAAAGAUUAUAGCAUGUAUUUAUUUUACUUUUUUCCCCGUUUUUUGUUUCGUUUUUAAUAAUGAUGUGGAUAUGUGCAAAUAUGGCCUCCUGCGUAUGUAUUUGUAGACACAUUUGUUGCGUUGCUUGAAAUUCCUCUCUGCUAAUCCUCACAACUGACGAAGCAACAAAUAAAAACGCCUUGGAGAUUU